UGAUGUGUCAUAUCAAAGUGACUUGUUGGGGCAAAUCAGCUGGUGAGGUCGAAAUCCCAAAGUUAUCUCUGAUCCCGGUUCUCCGGUUUUACGUCAUGGAGUUUACGCAUUCGAUUUGAACCAGAGAGGGACCAUAGAACAUCCCGGCCCCGCGUCAGAUACACGCGUGAUGGAAGGAUCAGAGGCGGAGGCGGCGUCAGAGGGGCUGCACCCGGCCGAUCGGCCUCGCAGCAGCACAUCUGACGUAACCCAGGAGGAGCAAAUCCUUCACAACACCGCAGAUGCGGCAGAAAAGUGCAGUCGGGCCGAAGAUGAAGCGGAGCCUGCCGGUGAAUUCAUCGACGCUACGACGGAUCUACCGACCGACGCGAAGAUGAAGUCGGGGCCGCAAACAUGCAGUCGGGAAAAUGAAGAGGGGAGUGAGCUGGAUGCUGAUGACGGCAGCGAUGGAAGUGCGGUUCCCGUGGAUGGCGGGAUACCGUCGCUUUCAGAUGAGGCCGGAGGAGCUUUUGCGGCCCCCAUCACCACUUUGGACCAUGUGGUAGAAAGCUCUCCGGUUGUCGAAGGAACAACAGCAACCACAUUGACCCUUGAUGAAGUGAAGGAGUGUCACGCCACCACUCCGGACGGCAACGAGCAGCCGUCUGUCUCGAUUAGAAAUGGUUCCUCAGAACAAUCGCCUGCUGAUGAUAGUGGUUCGGCUGAGAGUCCAUCAUCCCUCUCUCUCCAAAGUGCUUCCAAGAACUCCUCGACCGACUCGACGACCACCUCCGGGUUCUGGAAUGGCCCUUCUACGCCCAGUUCCGACACCGUCGGCUCCUCCCUUGCAUCCAGCCCGCGAACCGGUGCCGACACCUCGGCCCCCUCGCAUCUAUUGUUAAGUCCGUAUGACACCGAUUGCAGCCGAAAGCUCAUGUCCCAAAUCCAGCGCUCGCUGUCACAGGAUUCACUGCUGGAUGAGCUGGAGUCAGAGCUCUUGGCUUCUCAGCUGCCUCAGGGGGAGAGUGGAGGUGAGGGGAAAGGGAGCCCGCCCAUCAAUGGACUCCCUACAGACGAAGAGGACUGCAUGGUAGCCUUUGAGAAGUGUGUGCAAUACAAGUAUACACAGCAGGAGAAGUCCAUUCAUAGGCUGCUUGAGGAAAACAAGAGGCACCAGGAGCUGAUCCUGGGUAUCUGUUCAGAGAGGGACGACAUGAGGGAAGAGCUGAAAAAGAGGGCAGAGACCGAAAAGCAACACAUGGCCAUCAUUAAAAAGUUGGAGGGCAGGGUGGACGAGUUGCUGAAAGAACUUAGAGAGUCACGGGACAAACUGAUCCACCAGGACCAGGCAGCAAAGGCUGCCCUCCAGCAGAUGCAGAAGGACAUGUCUUCCAGGCUUGAACAGGUGGGCAAGAAGUGUGACGAGGCGCGCCAAGAGAAGGAGGCCAUGGUGAUGAAAUAUGUGCGGGGGGAGAAGGAGGCGCUCGACCUGAGGCGCGAUAAGGAGGGUCUGGAGAAGCGGCUGAGGGAAGCCACCAAGGAGGUCGACCGCCAGGCCCUCAGAGGAAACCAGCUGGCCCAGGAUAAAGGUCGUCUGCAGCAGCUGUAUGACGCCAAGGAAGGCGAGGUGAGCCGGUUGACUCGAGAGGUGGAAAAGUUGAAGGAGGAGAUCAACUCUCAUCUCAUCAAGGUCAAAUGGGCCCAGAACAAACUCAAGAGCGAGGCGGAUUCACACAAGGAAACGAAAGACAAACUUCGGGAGACCACUUCCAAAUUGGCGCAGGCCAAAGAAGAGACUGAACAGAUCCGCAAGAACUGCCAGGACAUGAUCCGAACAUACCAGGAAUCGGAGGAGCUCAAGUCCAACGAGCUGGAUACUAAACUGAGGGAGACCAAAGGAGAGCUGGAGAAACACAAGCAGGAACAAACAGGCCAAUUAGAGGUGCACCGAGUGAAGGCCAAAGAGCUGGAUGACUUGAAAAGGAGUUACAAAGAGGGCAUGGAUGAGCUCAUUACUCUUCGAACCAAGUUAAAUUGUCUCGAAGACGAGCGUCCACGCUGGGAGGACGAGCUGAACAAGUACAGGGAGAUCAUUAACCGGCAGAAAGCUGAGAUCGGGCGGCAGAGAGAAAAGCUGGAAGAGAUCACUGCGCUCCAGGAGCAGCAUGAACGUGAUAAACAGGAGGUCACGUCUCUACGCGAGGAAGUGGACGGCCUGUCCAGCCAGCUGGCUGACCUCCAGCGCGACGUACAAGGCAGCAGAGAGCGCGAGGCCGAGUUACUGGGCUUCACCGAGAAGCUGAGCAGCAAGAACGCCCAGCUCCAGUCCGAGAGCAACUCGCUGCAGUUCCAGUUGGAUCAGCUCAGCAGUGGCUUCGCAGAGCUCCAAGCAAAGCUGGAGGAGACCAACCGGCUCCUAGAUGACAAGUCGCGGCUGCUGAAACGGGAAGAGGCGCUGAGGCAACAGGAGGUGCACGGCCUGCAGGAGGAGCGGGCCGCCCUGCAGGCCGAAGGAGCUCAGCUGAAAACCAGAGUUGAAGAGCUGAGGGAUGAGCUGGUGACUCGUAAACGGAGACAAGCUGCCAACAUCAAAGACCUCACAAAACACCUGGCACAAGCCCGUAAGAGACUGGAGCAGGUGGAGAACGGAGGCUGCGACCGGGAUGCCAGCAGCAUGGGCAGUCGCUCAAGUUCCUCAGGUACUCCUCCUGGAUUUGGCUCCUUGAAUGUGCGCCAUGUUGUUGAAGAGCGCUCACCGGAGAGCCAGUCCGGCCCCUCGGUGGCGGUCGUGGACAGCUUCCCCGAGGUGGACAAGACGGUGCUCGUGGACCGCAUCGUCCGUCUGCAGAAGUCUCUGGCGCGCAAGCAGGAAAAGAUCGAGUUCAUGGAGGAUCACAUCAAGCAGCUGGUGGAGGAGAUCCGCAAAAAGACCAAAAUCAUCCAGAGCUAUGUGCUGCGAGAGGAGUCGGGGGCCCUCUCGUCGGAGGCGUCGGACAUCAACAAAGCCCUCAUGGGCCGGCGGGGGGGCAUCAUGGCGUCGCUUUACAACUCGCACCCGGCGGACAGCGGGCUGACCCUGGACCUGUCGCUGGAGAUCAACAGGAAGCUGCAGGCCGUGUUGGAGGACACGCUGCUGAAGAACAUCACUCUGAAGGAGAAUCUGCAGACUCUGGGGUCCGAGAUCGAGAGGCUCAUAAAGCAGCAGCGAGACCCUGAGGAUGGAGUGAGGAGGAAGUGACGAAGCCAGGAAGCAGGAAAUAAAGGACCGACGACUACGGCAUUUUUGAAGGGGACGGGAAAAUGUAAGAUGUGCGCACGCGGAGGAGCAAGUGGAAUGUUUGAAGCGGCGGCAGCACCUCCGGCUGCUUUUUAGGAAGACCUCUUGAACUGUUAUUCCAUCCACAUUGUCCCACCUCGGGCAACACAACAGAAUCCCCCCCCCGUCCCCCCUGAGCCGGGAUAAAACUCUUCAGGCCAGUUGCUUCGAGCUUUAAAGUCUCACUGUCUUGUAAACUAGUUGACGCCAUCAUUCUGAAUGCAGAGCAAAGUCUACCAGGGAAGUAGUUUAAAAAACAACGACACUGAUUUGCCAAUGAAUCCAUCCCACGAAGAGGACAUCCGUCCACGGUCCAGCGCGUCCCGCCGGAAUAAGACGACCGUCGGCCGGCGCGGUCCCUCGGCUCGUUCCGUCUGCCAAUAAGCCAAAUGUAUUUUUUUUUUAAAGCCGCUUCUUCGGCAUCCCAACGCAGCACUCCGAGAACUUGUAAAAGUGAAGAAGAAUCACACGUCAGCCCCGGCUGGUUGGGGGAUCUUGUGAUGCCACGCGGGCAUUUUUUUUUUUUCAUCAACUUUUGCGCCGCACAGCACUAACGGGCCGAGACGCGACCAUCUGCGUAUCGCCGCCGCGCCGCUGAAGGAUGCUCGCGGCUUUCUAGUCCAUGUUUAAUGCAGCAGACGGCACUAUGCCAGCAGCGGGGAAGUAUCCCAACGUUAAGCCCUGUACACACACAAAAAACGACAAUAUUGUGUAACAGUUGAAAUGUAGAGCUGGCCAUGUUGAAUGUGAUUCUUCCUUCUUUUGUUUCUUGGUUUAUAAUUUAAGUUUUAUUUGUCUGCUGAUCCAUUUAUUUUUAUUUUUAUCAUCGUGCAUAUUCACCGAGAGCUUUCUUAGAAUCGUUGACCUUUUUUUUUGCUUUUUAAUUUUAAAUCAUAAAUACCUAGAAUAUCUUUGAGAGGGAAGAGACAAAUGUUCAGCUUCUUUUACCACACUCUCUUUUUUCCUUUUCUUUUUUCUUCUCGCGUCACUUAGUCCGUCGAAGUAAAUCAAGCGUCGAAGAAUCGGACGGACGGGAGAUCUGUGGCUGUAUCUGUAGCUCAGGAAAGCCAACGAACCUACAGAAAUAUAUCCGGGGACAAAGUGCAAUGCUGUUCCUUUUUGUUUUUGUAUUUCUAUCUCGUCUUCUUAAGUUUUGUUCUGAAUGCCGUUUGUGCGUACUGUUUUAUGUGUCUGUUUUUAUGCUCGUGUAUGUGCAACAUGCGACUGUGCAGGCGUUUGAAUAUUUAGUGUCCAACUUGUGUGUGUGUGUGUGCAUGGCUGCAUGUGUGCCUUUUUAUAACCUCUCAAGCUUUUACGUUUACACCUUGUGAACAUGCCCCAACAGAUUGACCGUGAAGUGUGUUCCAGCCAGAGGAAUCCUGCUACACUGGAUUUGCAUUUAGACCAGACUCUGUCAGCCACACACACACACACACACACAUGCAGCUUCUGUCUCUCCUUCACAGAUGUUCAGUCGACCGCAUCCACGGUACGAAGGCAACUAGCUUGAUCCAACACUCUUAAAGUUCCCUUGGUCUUCAUUUGAUCCGAUUGCAGAUUCGGUCACAAAGCAUCGGCCUCCAUCCGCAUUCAGCCAAUCAGAAACAAGCUUUUACGGGUUGUGACUGGUUGCAGGUUGAUCCCCUUCCCAUCCACCCGGAGGUGACGUUGAAGCGGCCCACCCUGUGAACAGAGAUGAAAGUCCUUAAUGCCUUGCUCGGCGUUUGAUGCGCCGCUGCUUUUUAUUUCAUCCAAAUUUCAUUUUUUGCCAGGUGUAAACGCACAGACCUGGAGAUUACGUCUCGCUUCUCCUCGAUUGUGAAACUUGUUGACCUUUUCACCCCUGAAAGGUCGCAGUUUUAUCACUCUCGGGUUUCCGGUUCUAUUAAGUUGAUUAUUUAUAAAAAUGAAAAUGAUCUGGAUGCUUUCGUGCAGCGGGGGGAGAUGAGCUGCUUUCUGCCGACCGGGCGCAAAUCGUCGUUUUCUUUACAGUCGGUAAAAUACAACCUAUAUGCAAAUGAGCGCAUAGGAUUUCCUUAAUUAUUUCCUCUAAAUUAUUGGUCUCCUGUAAGAAUCACGCCGAUCCAAGUUUUCACACAUUUCCACAGCCUUGAAUGAAGCCAUGCUGCAGCAUUGUGUGAAUAAUACAUUCAUCAUGUUCCCCUAUAUGGAUAUGAUGAAAUGGAGUUCAGUGUGUGUGUGUGUGGGUGGGUGUGUGUGGGUGUGAGUCUGUAUCUGGGUGUGUCAAAGUGAGAUUUAAAUUGGAAGUGUGUCAUGUUUCCUCCUGCUGUGCAAUGAUUUCCCCCUGCCCUGUUUUGUGUAAUAUUCAAACUGUGAUUCUAAUAUACAUUUGUAAAUAUGUCAUUCUGUAAAAUGAUGAGUUGUUUUUAAAAAACAUGCUGAAUCUGGAUUAUGUUUGUGUAUAUAUAUAUAUAUAUAUAUGGUGUUUCCAGGGAAUAAAAAGAGACAAGUCUUAACUUUCUCUUGAAUGUC
Pseudoliparis swirei is the source of this 5788-nucleotide messenger RNA. RefSeq names its product coiled-coil domain-containing protein 186 (gene ccdc186). NCBI's taxonomy places the organism in Eukaryota, Metazoa, Chordata, Actinopteri, Perciformes, Liparidae. Gene Ontology annotation, molecular function: small GTPase binding. The transcript has 16 exons. The coding region runs from base 170 to 3217 and encodes 1015 amino acids. The record is from RefSeq and is a predicted model, not a curated record. Gene Ontology annotation, cellular component: trans-Golgi network. Gene Ontology annotation, biological process: vesicle cytoskeletal trafficking.